AUGAUCUACCGCCGCGAUACGCGAAGAUGGCAGAGAAUCCGCGCCUUCAGGCCAUGGAUGCGGUUCAAAGGCAAGUUCCUCAAGCUCAUACACCUUACCAUCAAAUGCGGAGCCGACAUCCACAGAGUUCACAAGAUCAUCGUGUGCAAGCAAGUAGCCUUCUUCACUGGAGCUCUCAAAUUCGGUGGCAAGGAAGCGCAGACAGAUGUCAUUGAUCUCCCCGAGGACGAACCGAACGUAAUCGCCUCUCUCAUCGAAUAUCUUUACACGGAGCUAGCAGUCAAGUACUUUGAGGUCGCUUGCCAGAGGUUUUGGGACGUGGAGUCUUUCUCCGUCGCCGUCGACCACGUCUUUUCUUCGACCCUUCCCGAGGACACCGGCUUGAGGUCGAUAAUUAUCGAUACCGUGUCUAACAACAUGGUCCUUAUGCACAAGACGGAAAUACGGGCUAUGCCAUCGAAGAUGAAGAGGGUCAUGACCGGCGACACCACCGGCAAGGCCGGCGCGAAUGAGGAAGAAGCUGAUGAAGGCAAGGGUGCUGGAGACGAAGAAAUUGGUGCUCUCUGA
Alternaria novae-zelandiae is the source of this 567-nucleotide messenger RNA. RefSeq lists its product as uncharacterized. The record is from RefSeq and is a predicted model, not a curated record. The transcript has 6 exons. Gene Ontology annotation, molecular function: protein binding. Bases 1 to 567 code for a protein of 188 amino acids. NCBI's taxonomy places the organism in Eukaryota, Fungi, Ascomycota, Dothideomycetes, Pleosporales, Pleosporaceae.